This is a messenger RNA of Varanus komodoensis (Komodo dragon), 3624 nucleotides long. It is a transcript of the gene PDE6G, whose product is annotated as phosphodiesterase 6G. Lineage: Eukaryota; Metazoa; Chordata; Lepidosauria; Squamata; Varanidae. The coding region runs from base 1599 to 1862 and encodes 87 amino acids. Gene Ontology annotation, molecular function: 3',5'-cyclic-nucleotide phosphodiesterase activity; cGMP binding. The transcript has 4 exons. The record is from RefSeq and is a predicted model, not a curated record. Gene Ontology annotation, cellular component: photoreceptor outer segment membrane. Gene Ontology annotation, biological process: visual perception; positive regulation of G protein-coupled receptor signaling pathway; positive regulation of epidermal growth factor receptor signaling pathway.
CUACGCCACACUGGCAUUCUGUGUGUACUGGCUGAAACCCCAGUACACACAGAGAUGCGGACUGAGUUAGGAGUGCUCCGUAUGAUAGUUGUUGAGGAAAUGCCUGUUAGCAUGACACACACAGAGGAGAGCCUGAGGAACUCUGGGCAGCAGUGCUGCUUCCUUUGGUUGCCAACUGAACAGGCAAAACCCAUUUGGCCUGCUCCUAUACCGCCAGUGGCUACAUGAUGGCAGGAAUCAGCAGAUGAAACUUUUCUCUGAAUGAACAGAAGUGCGAUUACCUGCUCAUGCCUGCUCAACAACCUGCUGUUAAAGGAAUCAGUUGACAAUCCUAAGAAGGGGAAAUUCAUUAAAGGCAAGGUAGCUAACAAUAGACUUCUUAUCUGUAAAAUCCAUGAAACCCAUUUCAAAGUGUGGUGAAAACCUGUGCAAAAUGUAGCAUUUCCUCUGGUCUCUUCUAGAAAAGCCACAUGAAGCAUCAUUGUCCCCUGCCUGCCAGCCAGAACAAUAUCACUUACAAUAUCCCUUUCUAACCCACAGUUUCAAAGCUAUUCAGAGACAGCCUAAUCUCAGGAGACUUUAAUGGAACUACCGAAGCUUCUGCUAAUUACUGCUACCUAGACUUUAACAAAUAGGAUUAAGCCAAGCAAGUUUUAUGCUAAAUGAAUCCAGGUUGUUCUAUAAAGAAACCCCUUUCCAGUUUUGCUUUAUAUUUAAUUUGGUGCAGUGACAUAACAUUGGGGUACUAAAAUUUAAAACUAAAAGUAAAAUCCAUAGGAAUGUUAAAAACAAAGAGAACACCAUAAACCUUUAAUCCAUUAUUUUAUGGGAUGUUCCCACAGGCAGCCUUUCAUAUAUGAAUCUCCUUACAUAAAUAUACUUGUUGUGUAAUGCGGUGCUGUGGAGCAUGUGGUCCUUUAGCUUUUGGACCCCAAUUCCCAUCAUCACUCACUAGUGACUGGGGCUGAUGGAAGUUGGUAUUCAGCCACAUCUGGAAGCCCACAGUAUCUUCUGCCCUGUUUUAAGGCUUACAGUAGGACUGAACUUCCUCAUUAAUAGUAAUCUGAAAGUUUUGUGCUGCAGCCUCCCUUGUUCAAGAUUGACCAUUUUAAUUCAGUAGGUUGCAAUGUCCCUGUGCUAAUUUUUGAAUAUUGCAAUUCAUUACUAACGGGGUCACUGCUCCAGAAAUCGGCCCAAGAGUAUUCAAACCUUCCAGACUGCUGUAAGGGGUACACGGUGGCAUGCUGAUGAAGUAACAUUCUGCCUUGCGGCCACAGAAAUAGUGGCAGAUAUUUUAUCCUUUUACAAAGAUGUUGUUGAAAUUGUUUCCCCUACCUUGGCACCUUCAACCCUCUUCUGAAUACACAGUCCAGAAACAAUGUGCCUAUCAUUGCGGAUGACACUGGAUUAAAAGCAAGACUCAUAAUCCUAUUAUGAGGAGCUCCAUAAAUCUGGCAGCCCCUUUGAAGCCUCAAGCUGUGGCAAGCUUGAGGUACCCACACAGGACAGAGCGGUUCAAAGCAGGACACCUUUAGGAUUUGAUUAACCCACAGGAAUCCAUUUUUUUGAGGGGGACGCGGUGGCAUCCCCUCACAACCAUGAGUCUCGAACCUCCCAAAGCUGAGAUCAAAUCCGCCACCAGAGUGACUGGAGGGCCUGUCUCUCCCAGGAAAGGACCCCCCAAAUUCAAGCAGAGGCAAACCAGGCAGUUCAAGAGCAAACCACCGAAGAAGGGUAUCCAAGGAUUUGGUGAUGACAUCCCUGGUAUGGAAGGCUUGGGAACAGAUAUCACUGUAAUCUGCCCCUGGGAAGCCUUCAGCCACCUGGAGCUUCAUGAGCUGGCACAAUACGGUAUCAUUUAAGCAUACAAAGGCCAGAAAUGGGUCUGCACGCAUACACCUUCCCUUCAGCAGCAGGACAGCUUCUGUGACCUUCCCUUUAUCAUUGUUUCGAGCUCUGCACAUCAACUCUCCCAGCUAUCACCAGCUCUUGGCUCCCAGCCAUUUAUAAACCCAAAUGAAUAAACAUUAGGUUUGACUUCAUGCUAUAGCACUUACGAUUAACUUUCCCCCUUGUAGUAAAACUUUGCAAAAACACAUCUAUAAGCCUGAGAAAUUAUAUCUUUACAUGGGCAGUAGUUUCUGCAUUUUACUGUGACCUUCUCACUCUUUAUCUGUGUCCUGGAUGAUGAAAAGUUUAAAGCAGUAGAUGAUCUCAAACAAUGAAAGCUAUUGUAAGAUUCCUUAUUAAGAUAAAAUGUAUAAGUGGGAGGGUGGGAAAGAAAAGGGAGAGAGACUGUAGUUGCAACAGGAAACAUUUAAGAUUCAGGGGAUGAUAGGAUUGGAAUGCUGAAGUGGAAAGCAGUAACAUUAAACAUUAAGAGGGAAUAGUUUCCAUCGCUUCAAGGAGUUUUUGAAGUAGGUUGGCGAGAUCUUCACAAAUGUGGCAGAGUUAAGUGUGUCUUUCUAGGACACAUAUGGACUAGAUGAUAUCUUGAGAUUUUAUCUGGCUCUCUUUUUUCAAAUUCAGCUACUUUCCAGCAGAGUGAUAGUAUAACCCUAGAGAUGUUUACUCAGAAAUACAUCCCACUGGGACUUAUUUCUAGGUACAUGAAUCUAAAUUUUUCUCCUUCGCACAAAUGUUAUGUCAACAUAAACUGAGGUUUAGUGACUAAUCCCAGCUAACAUGCAGUACUCUUCUGAUGUGUUCAACAUUCCCAUCCUUCAGUGCCAAAGGAAGCCCAAGAAGAGAAUCAGUGCUUCUCUGUGCACCCCUUCCUUGCCUUCUCACACUGUUUUCUGUGUAAUUUACUUCAAAACUACAGUCAGCUCUAACAAAUGCACCUUUCAGUGGCAUGUCACUACCAGUAAAUGGAUACUACUGUGCACCAAGAGUUAAUGAUCAGAGUGGCUAGAAUAUGAAACUGAAAUGGCUCAGGGAGCAGAGUCCGGUGCGACAAUGUAUAAUUAAUGAAAAGCAAAAGGCUCUCAUUAAAUCAACGAGAACAUUCCCAUACCCUAAUUCAUCACUUAUAGCCAAAGUGCUGGCAGGUAACUUUUCAUACACAAAGAGUUUGUCCCCCAAGAGUCAAGGAAUGGCACUCCACUAAAGUAAACUACAAGUUGUUGCAUGAAUUGAAUAAAAUGCAAUGAGGAAAGAAAGUAUGCCAAGAGAUAACAAGUAAGCUUGUGUGUGUAAUAUGGAUACAGCUCUUCAGUGCCUCCAUACCAGUACAACAGUCUGUCUCAACAUGCUAUGGUAAAAUAAAAAAAUAAUAAUAAUACGAAAUAAAAAGUAUCUGUCAAAAGGCAUCCUCCAAAGCCCACUAGAAUAUAGAUGUUUUCACUGCCCACUGAAAGGCAAGCAGGGAUACAGAUAGGCAGUUUUUCUUUGAGAGGGUGUCUCAUAAGCUUUGCUCCAACAGCAGAGAAAUGUAAGUUGGAGAAAAAUUUCCAUCAACAGACCAGUUUACAUGAUCAAAAAGCCCACUGUGCCUUACUUAAGCCAUGUGGGUUGUGAUCCUGACAGGCCAUGCUGCAACACCUCCCUCUUUUUUCUAAUCCUGCUUAAAAGCACGGGAGAGGUGGCACUGAUGGAACAGGAUACAGUUGGAGUGGAGCUGGG